Messenger RNA from Strongylocentrotus purpuratus (purple sea urchin), 3919 nucleotides. RefSeq names its product probable ATP-dependent RNA helicase DDX23. The coding region runs from base 160 to 2517 and encodes 785 amino acids. Gene Ontology annotation, cellular component: catalytic step 2 spliceosome. Gene Ontology annotation, molecular function: ATP binding; RNA binding; RNA helicase activity. NCBI's taxonomy places the organism in Eukaryota, Metazoa, Echinodermata, Echinoidea, Camarodonta, Strongylocentrotidae. The transcript is spliced from 14 exons. The record is from RefSeq and is a predicted model, not a curated record. Gene Ontology annotation, biological process: mRNA splicing, via spliceosome.
CAUCUAGUUCUUGGUCUAGAUGCUGGGUGGAAGCGCUCCCUUGAAGCCCUCCAGUGAAGUAGCGUCAAGGGUGAUCUUCGAAAGUGCGUUCCACGCAGUUACUGUCCAUGGGAAAAAUGAGUUCCGAUAGAGAUAAUUCUCACCGUGGCCUUCACUUAGAUGUCCAGUAAGGACCGAGAUAGACGUGGGGACUUUGGCCAAGUCCGUGACCGCGAGAGAAGUCGCGACUUGCACUCAGAUCGUCACAGAGAUCGAGGAGGAAAAGACCGGGAAAGAGAUAGAGGCAGGGACAAGGAGCGGGAGAGGUCUGAGAGGGACCGCGAUCAAAACAAAGAUCGACAUCGAGAUCGGGAUAGAGACAGGGAGAGAGACAGAGAACGAGAGAGGAAGAAGGAUAGAGAUCGGUCGAGACGAUCAUCCAAGUCACCAAGUCGAAAGUCAAAAAGCGUGAAGAAAGAAGAGGAGGAAGAAGAGGAGAUGAAGCUGGAGAAGAAACAGCCCAUUUCUCUGGAGGAGAUGAUUGCCAAGAAGAAUGCAGAGCAGGAGGCCUUGUCUAAGCCUAAAUUUCUGACCAAGGAGCAGAGGGCCAAGCUAGCCCUUGAGAAGAGACAGGCCCAGGUGGAAGCUCAGAGGAAGGCCUUGGAAGAGAACCGGCAGAAACAGGUGGAUUUUGAGAAGAUGGCUCAACAGGCUUCAGAGGACCCUAGGGAGAAGGAGAGGAGAGAACGGAGGGAGAGGAGGAUGAGAGAAGAUGCCGGGGAUGAGGAGAAACUCUCAAGAGAUGAACUCAAAGAGAAGCAAGCAAUAAAGGACCGUUACUUGGGAGGCGUCAAGAAGAAGAGGAGAGUGCGGCGUCUCAAUGAUCGAAAAUUUGUCUUUGAUUGGGACGCGGGCGAGGACACCUCGGCAGAUUUCAACCCUCUGUACAGAGAUAACCAUCAGAUCCAACUCUAUGGACGCGGCAGCAUUGCAGGAAUAGACAUCAAAGCACAGAAGAAACAGUCCAAGUUCUACCAGGAGGUCGUAGACACACGCAGGACAGAGCAGGAGAAGGACCAAGAAAAGACCCGCUUGAAGAAGCAGAAGAACAGAGAGGACAAGCUGAUCUAUGACGAGAGACACUGGAAGCAGAAGAAGCUGCUAGAGAUGAAGGACAGGGACUGGAGAAUCUUCCGAGAAGACUUUAACAUCUCCACCAAGGGGGGCCACAUCCCGCACCCGAUCCGCUUCUGGGAUGAGUACGGCCUUCCCAAACAUAUCACCGAUAUCAUCGCUGAAGUCGGUUACAAGGAUCCGUCGCCCAUCCAAAGACAAGCCAUACCCAUUGGUCUACAGAAUCGUGAUGUCAUUGGCGUUGCCGAGACUGGGUCUGGUAAGACGGCCGCUUUCCUCAUUCCCCUGCUGGUCUGGAUCACCACGUUACCAAAAAUCGAGAGGGACGAGGAUAAAGACCAGGGGCCUUACGCUAUCAUUCUAGCCCCGACCCGCGAGCUGGCCCAGCAGAUUGAAGAAGAAACCAUCAAGUUUGGCAAACCCCUCGGCAUCCGUACUGUCACCAUCAUUGGCGGUAUCUCCCGGGAAGACCAGGGGUUCAAGCUCCGUCUGGGAUGUGAGAUCGUCAUAGCGACGCCAGGGCGUCUGAUUGAUGUCCUGGAGAACAGGUACCUGGUACUCUGUCAAUGCACCUACGUGGUACUUGAUGAGGCUGAUCGCAUGAUUGACAUGGGUUUUGAGCCUGACGUUCAGAAGAUCCUUGAGUACCUGCCUGUGACCAAUCAAAAGCCAGAUUCAGAAGAGGCAGAAGACUCAGCCAAACUCCUCGCCAAUUUUGCCUCCAAGAAGAAAUACAGACAGACGGUCAUGUUCACCGCGACUAUGCCUACAGCAGUGGAGCGCGUGGCCCGGUCCUACCUCCGUCGACCGGCCGUGGUCUACAUCGGCUCCAUUGGCAAACCAGUGGAGAGCGUCCAACAGCUCGUCUACAUGACCUCCAACCAGGAGAAGAGGCACAAGCUCAUUCAGCUUCUCGAGAAGGGCAUCGAUCCUCCUGUCCUCAUCUUUGUCAACCAAAAGAAGGGCGUCGACGUCCUGGCAAAGAGUUUGGAGAAGAUGGGUUUCAACGCAACCACCCUUCACGGAGGCAAAUCUCAGGAGCAGCGUGAGUACGCCCUCGCGUCCCUCAAAGCGGGCCUCAAGGAUAUAUUAGUCGCCACGGACGUCGCUGGUCGCGGUAUCGACAUCAAAGAUGUCUCCGUCGUCAUCAACUUUGAUAUGGCCAAGAACAUUGAAGACUACACCCAUCGUAUAGGAAGAACGGGUCGAGCUGGCAAGACCGGUACUGCGGUCAGCUUCCUAACGCCUGAUGACAGCGCCAUCUUCUACGAUCUUAAGAACGUCCUGUCGGCGAGCACAACCUCCUCCUGCCCACCGGAGCUUGCGAGCCAUCCCGACGCUCAGAACAAACCUGGUACAAUCAUGCAGAGGAAACGCAAAGACGAAAAGAUAUUUGUCUCAUAGAAAUAGGGAGACGAUUCUUUAUCAGGUAUGCCAGAAAUUAUGCAGAGGAAACACAAGACGAAAAGAUAUUUGUUUCAUAGAAAUAGGGAGGCGAUUCUUUAUCAGGAAUGCCAGUUUUCAGACCAUAGCCCGAUUUCAGAGCCAUCCCGACGCUCAGAACAAACCUGGUAUAAUCAUGCAGAGGAAACGCAAAGACGAAAAGAUAUUUGGCUCAUAGAAAUAGGGAGGCGAUUCUUUCUCAGGAAUGCCAGUUUUCAGACCAUAGCCUUAUUUCAGAGCCAGACACCUCCCCAUUUAAUUUUUGUUCAGGCUUCAUUUUGUACUGCACAUGUGGGAACCCAACAUGACAAAGUCUCUUUUCUGGUUGAUUGGCUGAAACCAACUGGCAUUCUGGUAUUUAUUCUUGAAAAGGUAUUGAAAAGGUGCACACAGUAAUUAGACUUUGUUAAAAAAUUGUCCAGACACCUUGAUUUCUAGAAAAAAAUUUGGAACCAUCGUGCAAUGCAGAGGAAGCAGAAAGAGAGAAAGCAGAAAGAUGGGGCGAUCUUUGUCUUGUGGAGGAGGAGGAGGAUAAACUAACACGCCUGGAUGUGCAGACUAUGGAUGUAUAUUUCAAGAAUAGUGCAUUCCUCAGUUUUGACUUUUGACCAUUGUGUGACUACCUGUGCUCAGUCUUUGCAGCAUCCACAUUAUUAUCAAAGAUAUUAUUACUCCAGAAAUAAAAACUAAAUACGUGUAGUCUCAAAACAUGACACAACUGUGUUCAUGCCCUGCUGUUGAACAUGUUAACAUGUAAUUUCUUUUUGAAAAGAAGUCACUUUUGUUAUUGGGAUUGAUGGGAAAUGUUUUCAGUAAUGUUCUGUAAGUAUGAAACUUAGAGAUGAUUUUGGAUAUUAUGAAAUUCAUGAUUGUACCUUUGAUACCGAUUUUUGGCUUUUUCCCAUUUUGGUUCAAAAGGGAUUUGUAAUAAAUUAAUUUUGACGAUCUUUUUAAAAAUUAGUAGGCAAACCAGUUUUUAUUAUAGUGAGUUAUGAAAGAGAAGUGGGGGCUAUUAAGGGAAAGGACCACUUAUUUCCCUGUAUGUAUAGUCCAGAACCUGCUUGGUUUUUAUUUGAAGCUCUCCAAUUUUUGAGAUCUCGCCCCUACCUGCUGGAAGACGAAUUCGAGGAUCACGGCAUCUUCAGCUUGCAGCAAGUUGGGAGAUAUUGUUAAAAUUAGAUACGGCCAGAUUCUGGGCUUAACAUGUAUGUGCUGGGUAUUUUUAGUAAACAACGUAUUCUUGGAUUACUUUGUGAAAUAUUGAGCAAUUUGUAUCAUUUGUUUUUCCUUUGAUUUGAUCAUAGAUGCAAUGGAUAAAGGCGAAUAUGUUGAUACAAAUAAAUGAAAAGUUGUACAUAUGUAA